UCCCUAGCGGCAGACGGCAGUAGCGGCAUAGCGUCUAGCUUGUAUAGUAUGAGCUGUUGUAGUUGUUGACUGUUGCAUCAUUAUUUAUUACAUAAUUUCGCUAAUAACUACUAAUAACACGAGCCACAACAAUCAAAAUAUCACGCACGACUGGACACAAGACUAGGAAAAGAGAUAUAAAUUUUUGGAUUCUCUAAUUACCAGAUUUGAAUCUAGUGUUAAAAAAAUAUUCUACACAUCUAUUGGUAUAUUCGUGUGGUUGUGGCAGCAACAUCAUGUCUAACUCUCAUCAGAUAGAGGAAAAUUUUGAAACACUAAAGGAUCUAUUUACCACCAUGAGCCAAGCCAUAGAACAACUCGAACAACAACAGUCCAUAUUGAAAAAGGACAACAAAAGGCUCAGUGAAACUAACGAUAAGUUGCUAGAAAUCACCAAGAAACAGAAAUUGAUGGUAGAUGAAGACGUGCCAACCACGGAUGAACCAAAAGCUCUAUCUGCACAAGAUAUAACAAAUCAGUAUCGUAAAUCGAUUUACAAGAAACUUGCUGAUCUUGAAAAUCAUCUAUUGAACACUCCACCGCCAUCUAUUGAUGACUUUGAUUUCAAUGAAAAAGAUGCUAAGCAAAUGCUGAAAUUAAAAGUUCAAAUGCAUUCGUUAUUGCAGGAAAACCAAUCAUUGAAAGAUCAGCUUUCAGGUUUCCAGAAUUUGCAUGAUCAGGUUAUGUCUAGAAUCCGAUCAAAUAAGAAUGGUAAUCCUACCAAUCAACAACAAGGAAAUAAUGCUACAACAAACUCCUCUCCUGGUGCAUCUGGUUCACUUGACAAAAACAAUGUGCAACCACUUCAGGUGAACGUUGUUGAUGGUGAUGCUGAUGAAAUGAAGAAUGAGUAAAAAAAAGUGUUCAAAGCAUAAUAAGAAUAAGAAUAUUAUUAGUUAGAAAGCUAUAUAAUAGUAGUUUUAUAUUCAGUUUCAUAUUUCUUUACUUUUUAGUCAUUAGCAUGCUUAUAAAAAUAAAAUGUAUUCAUUACAUUAAUUUACAAACAUUUAAUCUACUUUAUAUUCACUAAAAUUAAAUUUUUUUCAUUCUAAGUUUCUUUAAGUCAAUCUGGACUGUUAGUACUUAAGUCAAAUAAGUUUUGUUUUUUUUUUCUAAGUUUUUUUAUCACUAUGUUUAUAUAUAUUAAUUUAAUUUUUAAUAACUAUUUGUAUCAAACAUUGAAUUUAUUCAUUAUUUAUACAUAAAAAAAAUAAACAAAAUAUAAUACAUUUCAGUACCUAAAUCA
Aphis gossypii (cotton aphid) is the source of this 1285-nucleotide messenger RNA. RefSeq lists its product as uncharacterized. The record is from RefSeq and is a predicted model, not a curated record. The transcript has 6 exons. The coding region runs from base 276 to 893 and encodes 205 amino acids. Lineage: Eukaryota; Metazoa; Arthropoda; Insecta; Hemiptera; Aphididae.